AUGGAAACUAUAAACUUUAACGACUUUACCCACAACGAGCGCUACGAGAUAAUCAAGGAUUUCCUUGUAAAGAUGAAAAAAGCCGAUUUUACAAAGAACGCACAAAAGUUCUUCACGUAUUACUUGCGGAAAUUCUAUAAAGUUCCCGAGAAUUUGGUUAACGAUAUUGUUUAUUGUCAGCGAGCCAUGAAAUCAUAUCUGUUGAUGCACCAGACAAUUGUGAGCGUUUUUGCCCAACAGGAGGAUGCAGAUCCUGUUAUCAAGGACAACUAUCUAAAAGAAAUUGAAGAAACGCUAGCCGAGCUAAAUGCAGAAUGUCAGUAUUUGGUUCUAAAUCUUCAAGAUGAUAUUGAUCGCUUUUGCCUGGUCUUCACGGAACAGAAUCUGGAGCCCAAUGGGUUUAUAAUAAAGGACAUUGUAAGCGAGGCCAUAGUGCCGCUCAUCGUUGCCCCUCACGUAACUAUUAAACCGCUUUCAAUCGCGAAUCGGCUCAACGAGGAACAGUUGCUUCAUAAGUACUUCAUCGUGGAAGGAAGUAAUCCUGUCAAGGAUGUAUCUUCGCCGAAGAAACUACCUAAACAACCGCCUUCGCCCGAUUUCGUAACUGUAGGAGUCAAAGCUAGUCGUCUCAAUCUGCAGGAAGCCCUCAAACGCGCUCGCUCCCAAUCAAUACAGGGGGAAAAGGGUAAGUCGGAUGAAAAGCCGGAAAGCACCAAGCAGAUUUUUAUGCGAUCUUUGGGCCUCUGCACCCACCAGGAGCACACGAAUAUAGAAACAUCAAAAGUACGUUCGCAAAAGCGUAAAACCAAACCUACAGAGAAAACCAAAUAAUCAUUUAUAUAUAAAUAAUAAUUGGAAACAUCUGUUUUUGUUUCGUUUCCAUAUUAUAGUUAUUUUAAUAGUGUUAGCUUAAGUAAUAUAUUUGACGAAUGAAUACUCACCAUCAUAAUUAUAUAACUAACUUUUUAUUUAAGUUGACUGGUAACUUGGUAUUGAGUUAACCUGAAACUUGGUUUAUAUUAAACCUCAUAAUGUUUUUAUUA
Molecule: messenger RNA, 1043 nt
Organism: Drosophila bipectinata
Lineage: Eukaryota; Metazoa; Arthropoda; Insecta; Diptera; Drosophilidae
Source: RefSeq, a predicted model, not a curated record